This is a messenger RNA of Prunus armeniaca (apricot), 771 nucleotides long. NCBI's taxonomy places the organism in Eukaryota, Viridiplantae, Streptophyta, Magnoliopsida, Rosales, Rosaceae. The record is from the annotation of a GenBank genome assembly.
AUGGUGGAAACUAGGGCACAGGCAAAACUCAAAAACAAAACAGUCGAAAUGACUUCCGAGGCUCCUAAGUCCACCUCACCAAUCACUAUCACUGAGACCGAACACGCAGUCAGAAUCUCGGCCAGCGUUCCAAUGACGAUGGAUCGCGCGGCCGAGUCCAUGGGAGAGCAAGCAGUAGUGGAGGAUCUGAUGGCUAAGCAGGCGUACAGGAUAGUGACAUCCUUUAUGGCCGCAAUGGACAGAUUCUCCUUAGAGCUACGGACGCUCUUUCAGGAGAAGAUGCCAGUAACGUCGUCCGCAACGCCUCCUAGAGCCGUACAGAGAAGCCAAGAGCGUGAGAGGUUUGAGCCCUACGGCGAAAGCAGCAGCCUCGGCGUCUCCGCCCGCACCCAAGCAUCAGGCUACGGCCAGCAUUCUCAGCCGCCGACAAAUAGCUGGGGGCAAUCCCAGGCAACAUGGGUAAAUCCCGGACUGACCUGCCCAGCAGAAACAGCGUACGACCCACUCCAUGCUUUGGUCGUGUCACUGGGGCAAAGCAGCCCCAUGCAUUUCGCGGUCCAGCAACUUGGCCCAAUUCACACCGUGGUUGUCCAGACCCAUUCUGGCCCAAGCAACGUGACCGCUGCUUCGUCACAGCAGUACAGUCAGAGCAAUCCGACCGUUUCACAUUACAUGCAUCGUUAUUGCCUUCACGCUCCCACCUUCAGUACAGUUCGGCCAUUCCAACAGCAAUGCAUACGCACCCCGGUCAAACCUACGACGCUUAUCUAG